Oryza brachyantha (malo sina) is the source of this 1785-nucleotide messenger RNA. RefSeq names its product acyl transferase 1-like. Lineage: Eukaryota; Viridiplantae; Streptophyta; Magnoliopsida; Poales; Poaceae. The transcript is spliced from 2 exons. The record is from RefSeq and is a predicted model, not a curated record. Bases 58 to 1512 code for a protein of 484 amino acids.
UCUCACUCUCGAAAACGCUGCAUCCGCAGUACCAAUCAUACGCGUGCCAACGCUCCCAUGGUGACCUUCACUGCGCGCCGGAGCGAGCCCGCGCUGCUCCUGCCGGCGCGGCCGACGCCGCGCGAGACGAAGGCGCUCUCUGACCUCGACGACCAGCGCACGCUGCGGUACUACGAGACGGUGGUCGGCUUCUUCCGCCGCCGCGGCGGCGACGUCAGGGCGCCGGCCGACCCGGCCAAGGCCAUCCGAGCGGUGCUCGCGGAGGCGCUGGUGUACUACUACCCUGUCGCCGGCCGGCUGAGGGAAGAGCGCGACGAGGCGGCCGCCGGUGGCGGCACGGGGAGGCUGGUGGUGGACUGCACCGCAGAAGGGGUGGUGUUCGUCGAGGCCGACGCCGACGUGCGGCUGGAGGAGUUCGGCCAGCCGCUGCUGCCGCCGUACCCGUGCGUCGGGGAGCUCCUCUGCGACGCCGGCGACACCAGAGCUGUUGUUGGCAAGCCAUUGCUCCUCAUGCAGGUGACGCGACUUAAAUGCGGAGGAUUCGUGCUGGGCUUCCACAUCUGUCACAACAUCGCUGACGGCUUCGGCAUGGCGCAGCUGAUCAUGGCCAUCGCCGACCUCGCACGUGGAGCGCCUGCCCCAACCAUUCUGCCCGUAUGGAGGCGGGACCUACUCACGGCGCGCUGCCUAGAUGUCCCGGUGACGCGCACGCCGUCGUCCUCGUCGUCGGUGGUGACGAGCCCGGCGCACGAGCCGGCGCUGCACGGUGGCGGCGCCGCUGCCCGUCCUCGGCCGGCGGCGGACGCGAUGCGGUCUACCCCGCCGGACCGAAUGGUGGUCGAGUACUUUCUGUUCGGCCCACGGGAGGUGUCCACCCUGCGUGGCCAGCUCCCGGCGCACCUGGCCGAGUCGACGACGGCGUUCGAGCUGCUCACCGCCGUCAUGUGGCAGUGCCGCACGGCGGCGCUCGGGUACGGCCCCGACCAGCUGGUCCGGCUCAUGAUCACCAUGAACGCGCGCGGGAGGUGGAACGCCCACACGCCGCUCCCGCUCGGCUACUACGGCAACGCGCACGUCUCCCCCGUCGCCGAGGCCGCCGCCGGCGACCUCCUCGCGCGGCCGCUCGCCGACACGGUGGAGCUCGUGCGGAGGACCAAGCGAGGGAUGACGAGGGAGGGGAUGAGCGCCAUGGUGGAGACGGUGGCGCGGCUGCGGGAGUGGCCGCCGUCGACCAUGGACAGGGUGUACGAGGUCUCCGACAUCAAGUGGACCGCGGUGAACGUGCUCAGGUUCGGGUGGGCUGAGCUGGCCGGCGGCGGCAUACCUCUCGCCGGUGAUCUCACGUCGAAGCUUGGUAGCGACCACAUGAGGUGCAAGAACGCGGCCGGCGAGGUGUCCACCGUGGUGUCGAUGCUGCUGCCGAGGGUGGCCAUGGCGAGGUUCAAGAAAGAGAUGGCCGUUUGGUUGAACAAAGACGAUGACAAAAGCUUAACUAUUAUGAGUUCACUGUAGUUGCCAAGCAUUUCAAGCAAGGUUCUUAAAUACUAAUGGUCCAUAUGGCAUCAAAGAGCAUUAAUUUUUAUCAACAUCACCUCAUUAUUUCUGAUAGAUUGGUUGUGCAUUUUUAAUUUAGUGGUAAAUUUAGUAGGAAAAAUCUGUUUAGACAGUACAAUAUAUAUUCAAUUAUGUUCCGUUACGGUGUGUCAACCUGUUCAUCUGCAUAUGCUAUUUUUUUUGGUUUCAAACGAUUUAUUAAUUGUAAAAUAUACAGUAACUUCUACGUAU